Messenger RNA from Sphaeroforma arctica JP610, 1576 nucleotides. RefSeq lists its product as hypothetical. The record is from RefSeq and is a predicted model, not a curated record. The transcript is spliced from 5 exons. Gene Ontology annotation, cellular component: cytoplasm; ubiquitin ligase complex. Gene Ontology annotation, biological process: protein ubiquitination; ubiquitin-dependent protein catabolic process via the N-end rule pathway. NCBI's taxonomy places the organism in Eukaryota, Ichthyosporea, Ichthyophonida. Gene Ontology annotation, molecular function: ubiquitin protein ligase activity. The annotation marks the transcript as partial.
AGUAUACUGGUGUCCAAUAUCAAACCUGAAUUGGCAGAGGAUAAGGCGUUUGAUGAGGAGUUGAAGUCGCUGGCGACCUACUCGGCGCCGCAGGCAACCAAGGAGAGCGGCACAUACAACAUCGACCCAAGCACCUGGGAGGAGUACUCGCCCUUCUUUUACCAUUUUGAUACAAAGGACCGUCAAUCCGCAGAGAAAGCACGAGCUUUGCGCAACGAGAAACUUAAAGCCAAUGGGCUGCAGCGCACCUCCCACCGCCCAACCAAGACACCCCCCGCCUUCACCCAGGCCUUUGCCCCCGUCACACUACUACUAGACUCGCCUGUGCUACACACGGUGUUGUUGGAUGUUUUUGUGCGGACGAUACAGCUGCAUCAGAGAGCGGUGCUACAAGAGGAGGAGGAUGAGGCUCGCGAACGUUCGAAGAAGUCAGCCACAGACGGCCACACUCCCACAGACCCCACAACGCUCGCAAAAGCCGUAGUAAACGAGGCGAAGAUAAAGCAGGAACACAGGGAUAAGUAUAAGGAUAAGCAUGAGGAUGAUGAAAUGCAGCAGAAGCACGAGAUUAGUAUCAGAGAGCCCUCGCGACUGCAAUAUACGCUGACACAUGGUGUGCUGUUUGCGGCGUUGCAUUUGGUGGAAGUGGGUCUGGUGACGGACGAGAAGGAGGCGACAAUGCGUGCUAAUGAGGGAAAGGCAUCCUCCUUUUCCCAGGCGUUUGGUGGCUUUGCAGAAGAAGGCGCGUGGAUUCAGAAGGCGCUGGGAACCAACAAUGAGUUCAUGCGUCUGUGCACCGAGCUGGGCGUGGGCAGCGACGCAGAGGAGGAGGAAGAAGACGACACAGGCACACGCGACACGCACGAGGAACCACCACCACCACCCACACCUCAACACACACACGCACACGCACGGGAAGGGUCUGAGGCCGCUCCGCUUGACACCCGCGAUAAGGGGAAGAGGAAGUGGACACAGGACACGCCUGCGGGUGGGGUUACAGCGGAGCACCCCACCGCAGCACACAGUCAGCCGCAGCAGGAGUCACCGGAGGAUGUGUGGGAGAGCGCCAGCGACGGUGCGAGUGAGUUCAGUGCAAGCCAUGGCACCCCCGACAAAGGCACUAGUACUAGUACUAGGGCUAUGGCAAGUACGAGUGCAGGCGCCGAUUCCCAUACCCCGCACAAAGAACGUACACACGCGCGAGCACGCACACCGCGGCACACGCGCAAGAGUACACACGCCCACGCCCACGCUCAAUCACACACAUCCACACCCACACACCGUACCGGCAGCGGCAGUGAUACCCGGGGGAAGCACAACACACGCGCGCAUAUGGUCGCGUGCGUGCUGAUUAGCCUAUCACAGUCACGUAUGGUGGCCAAGGACGAGGAUCUGAGGCUGUUGGUGGAGUGGAUUAUGCGGACGAUGGAAGCAACCUCCACCCCACCCGUGAGAGAGGCGCUGUGUGCGUACAGAGAAGACCGCGUGCUCAACACGAAGGUGUUGCGUGCGCGUGCAAAGGCCGAGAAACGGGCUCAACUGGCCACGGGUUCGGAGGGCGCUGACGAGGAUGGGG